Cinclus cinclus is the source of this 2236-nucleotide messenger RNA. It is a transcript of the gene SOX9, whose product is annotated as SRY-box transcription factor 9. Gene Ontology annotation, molecular function: DNA-binding transcription factor activity, RNA polymerase II-specific; RNA polymerase II cis-regulatory region sequence-specific DNA binding. The record is from RefSeq and is a predicted model, not a curated record. Gene Ontology annotation, cellular component: nucleus. Bases 414 to 1865 code for a protein of 483 amino acids. Gene Ontology annotation, biological process: heart development; morphogenesis of an epithelium; oligodendrocyte differentiation. Lineage: Eukaryota; Metazoa; Chordata; Aves; Passeriformes; Cinclidae. The transcript is spliced from 3 exons.
CGGCGGGGCCGCCGCGCCCGACACUGCCCCGGCCGCUCGCCCUGCUCCUCCUUCUCCUCCUCCUGUUCCUUCUCCCGGCCUCGCCAAAGUGUUUUUCCCCCUUUUUCCUCGUUUCGGAGGUUUUUUUUUGUUUGUUUGUUUUUUUUUUUGUUUUUUUGGUCUUCUUAGCUUUUUUUUUUUGUAAUUUUUUUUCUUAGCGUUUUUUCGCGCUGAGGAGAAGAAGUAAUAGAAAGUUUUUUGCCGAGUUCUCGCGGUUCUUCUCUCUCCUCUCCGCAGCCGGUGGAGACUUCGUUUCUCCGAGUUUUUACUUUUUUUUUUAAACCCGUCCCCGCCCCUUAGCGCCUAACUUUUUAAUUUCUUUUUUUUUAUUAUUUUUUUUUCGCCCCUUUGCUCCCCCUCGGCCACUUUCUCGCAUGAAUCUCCUCGACCCUUUCAUGAAAAUGACAGAAGAACAGGACAAAUGUAUCUCCGACGCCCCCAGCCCCACCAUGUCGGAUGACUCCGCCGGGUCCCCCUGCCCCUCUGGAUCCGGCUCGGACACGGAGAACACCAGACCCCAAGAGAACACCUUCCCCAAGGGGGACCCGGACCUGAAGAAGGAGAGCGACGAGGACAAGUUCCCGGUGUGCAUCCGGGAGGCGGUGAGCCAGGUGCUGAAGGGCUACGACUGGACCCUGGUGCCGAUGCCGGUGCGGGUGAACGGCUCCAGCAAGAACAAACCGCACGUCAAGAGACCCAUGAACGCCUUCAUGGUGUGGGCGCAGGCGGCCCGCAGGAAGCUGGCGGAUCAAUACCCGCAUCUGCACAACGCCGAGCUCAGCAAGACCCUGGGCAAGCUCUGGAGGCUGCUGAACGAGAGCGAGAAGCGCCCGUUCGUGGAGGAAGCCGAGCGGCUGCGGGUGCAGCACAAGAAGGACCACCCCGACUACAAGUACCAGCCCCGGCGGAGGAAGUCGGUGAAGAACGGGCAGGCGGAGCAGGAGGAGGGCUCGGAGCAGACCCACAUCUCCCCCAACGCCAUCUUCAAGGCGCUGCAGGCAGACUCGCCCCAGUCCUCCUCCAGCAUCAGCGAGGUGCACUCGCCCGGGGAGCACUCGGGCCAGUCCCAGGGGCCCCCCACGCCCCCCACCACCCCCAAGACGGACCCGCAGCCGGGCAAGCAGGACCUGAAGCGGGAGGGCCGCGCGCUGGGCGAGGGCGGCCGGCAGCCGCCCCACAUCGAUUUCCGCGACGUGGACAUCGGCGAGCUCAGCAGCGACGUCAUCUCCAACAUCGAGACCUUCGACGUCAACGAGUUCGACCAGUACCUGCCACCCAACGGCCACCCAAGCCAGCCGGGCCAGGUCACCUACACGGGCAGCUACGGCAUCGGCGGAGCGGCGGGAACACCGGCGAGCGCCGGCCACGUGUGGAUGGCCAAGCAGGCGCCGGCGGCGCAGCAGCAGCUGCCGACGCUGAGCACGGAGCAGGGCCAGCAGCAGCAGCAGCAGCAAAGGACGCACAUCAAGACGGAGCAGCUGAGCCCCAGCCACUACAGCGAGCAGCAGCAGCACUCCCCGCAGCAGCAGCAGCAGCAGCAGCAGCAGCUGAGCUACGGCUCCUUCAACCUGCAGCACUACAGCUCGUCCUACCCCAGCAUCAGCCGCGCCCAGUACGAGUACGGCGAGCACCAGGGCUCCUCGGGUUCCUACUACAGCCACGCCGGGCAGGGCAGCGGGCUCUACUCCACCUUCAGCUACAUGAGCCCCACGCAGCGCCCCAUGUACACCCCCAUCGCUGACACUGCAGGAGUGCCCUCCAUCCCCCAGACCCACAGCCCGCAGCACUGGGAGCAGCCCGUCUACACGCAGCUCACCCGGCCCUGAGAGCGGCCGGCAGCAAGGCAAAAACGAAAAAAAAAUUAAAUAAAAUUUAAGAGGAAAAAAAAAAAAAAAAAAGGAAUCAAAAAGCAAAAAAAAUAAAAAAAAUAAAGAAAGAAAGAAAACAAAACGAAAAAAAUCAGAAAAGCGCAAAAGCGGCAAGAACGAGUUGCCUCGGACUGGUUCGGUGUUUGAAAUUGAAAUGGUAAAAUGGUAAAAUGGUAAUUCCAAAAGACGCUCACGUGGAAGCUGGCGGGGAGGAGAGAGCGCCUCGAGCCUCCUGCACUACAGCAUCCUCCAGGACCCGCUCCCAGCCCCAAAAUUUGGGGCAGACUUUGCCAAGGACUGGACUUGAACUCUGCUUCUUCCAGCGUGGA